AUGUUCAGCCCGGACGGGGGGCUGCCGGCCGCCCCCUUCGGCCUUCUGACCGACGCCGGGCCUCCCUUCCCCCGCGGCAGCUUCGACGGAGCGCCCGCUCAGCCGCUCUUCUUCCCCUUCGCCGCCACCGCCGAGCCCGAGCCCGCCCGCGACGCGCCGCCGGCCCGCGCCUGGCUGCCCCCGCCCGUGCCCGUGCCCGCGCCGCCCGCCAAGGUGGAGGCGCGCCCGGGCCGGCCCUGCAGCCAGCCCGAGCCCGAGCCCCGCGCCGCCGCUUGCUGCGGCCCGGCCUGGCCGCCCCCGCCCUGGGCCGGCCCGGCGCCCUCCGGCCCCGCCGCCCUGCCCGGGCCGCCCUUCCCCGGCCCGGCUGCCCCUGCCUUCCCCGGCCCCCAGCUCUGCCCCUCCGCGCUGCAGCCGGGCUCCGGCGGCCCGUCGGGGCUGGGCAGCAGCGGCAGCUCCAGCGGCGCCGCCAGCGAGGGCGGACACUCCAGCGACAGCGGUGAGGAGGAUGCGCCAACCUCAGGAGAGCUGGAGCAGUUCGCCAAGGACCUCAAGCACAAGCGCAUCAUGCUGGGCUUCACCCAGGCUGACGUGGGGCUGGCGCUGGGCACCCUCUACGGGAAGAUGUUCAGCCAGACAACCAUCUGCCGCUUCGAAGCGCUCCAGCUCAGCUUCAAGAACAUGUGCAAGCUAAAGCCGCUGCUGCAGCGCUGGCUCAACGAGGCGGAGAACACGGACAACAUGCAAGAGAUGUGCAAUGCAGAGCAAGUACUAGCCCAAGCGCGGAAGAGAAAACGCAGGACCAGCAUCGAGACCAACGUGAAAGGGACACUGGAGAGCUUCUUCCGCAAAUGUGUGAAGCCCAGUCCCCAGGAGAUCUCUCAGAUCGCUGAGGACCUCAAUCUGGAUAAAGAUGUGGUCCGGGUCUGGUUCUGCAACCGGCGUCAGAAAGGCAAACGGCUGCUGCUGCCCUACGGCAACGAGGCAGAGGGGAUGAUGUAUGACAUGAACCAGCCCCUGGUGCCCUCCACUCUGCCCAUCCCAGUGACGUCCCAGGGCUACAGCCUGGCACCCUCCCCCCCUGUCUACAUGCCGACCUUCCACAAAGCUGAGAUGUUCCCACAAGCGCUGCAGCCUGGGCUCUCCAUGAGUAACAGUGGCCACUGAACCAGGGGCUGUGGGCUCACUGCAGGUGGGCUGGUGCUCUGGGGCAGCCCCCCUUGCCUUUGGGUCACAAAGGCAUAGCCCUGCUUCUGCUUGCUGGGCCGAUGUGUGUGGCUUUUGGGGCGCAAGGGGCUGAGAGCCUGACCCAGGGAUGGUGCCUGCUCUCUGCAGGUGCUCCCAGCCCUUCCCUGUUCUAUGACAUUACUGGUCCCAGCAGCGUGGCCCCCCCCCCGACCUCUCCUGGAGCCAGCUCCUCCUGCCCUACUGCACCCUCUGAAGCCACAUGUGCCCAGUGCUCUUGAGCCCGUGCCUGGCCCCAGCCCAG
This is a messenger RNA of Melospiza melodia melodia, 1486 nucleotides long. RefSeq names its product POU domain, class 5, transcription factor 3-like. Bases 1 to 1164 code for a protein of 387 amino acids. Gene Ontology annotation, biological process: regulation of transcription by RNA polymerase II. The record is from RefSeq and is a predicted model, not a curated record. The transcript has 5 exons. Gene Ontology annotation, molecular function: DNA-binding transcription factor activity, RNA polymerase II-specific; RNA polymerase II cis-regulatory region sequence-specific DNA binding. NCBI's taxonomy places the organism in Eukaryota, Metazoa, Chordata, Aves, Passeriformes, Passerellidae.